Molecule: messenger RNA, 1389 nt
Organism: Nezara viridula (southern green stink bug)
Lineage: Eukaryota; Metazoa; Arthropoda; Insecta; Hemiptera; Pentatomidae
Source: the annotation of a GenBank genome assembly
AUGGCUGAAUUAGAUGUAUUACCUUUAGUCGAUUCAUUAGAUAAGAAUGACAUUACAGAAGAAAUUAAGAAAGGCAUUGCAGAAAUUAAUACUGAUAGUAAUGAACGUAUGAAUAUAGACCAAACCGAAAGUGUUUUGCAAAGCAAUGAAAUAUCUUAUUCAAAUGUUGAAAGUGAAAGCAAUGAGGUGGUCUGUGAUAAGCAGGUUGAUGAGACUGAAGUUCAUCAAUAUCCAGAUAUUUACAAAUUUGAAAACCAGGCUGAAAUUGCUAAUUUCAAUGCACCUCACAUGAAACAUUUUGCUGGAUGUAAAUGGUCUCCAGAUGGUACUUGCCUUUUGACAAAUUGUGUUGAUUACACUUUAAGGAUUUUUGAUUUACCAAAAGACAUCCAUUCCAAAACUAAUUGGAAUUCUUCUGAAAGUAUGUCAGAACUCCAACCGUCUCUUGCGAUGAAGGAAGGAGGCAGGAUUUACGACUUUGUCUGGUAUCCGCUAAUGUCUUCAUGGGAACCUUUGACAUGCUGUUUUAUUAGCAGUAGUGUAGGCUCUCCUGUUCAUUUAUGGGAUGCAUACACUGGAAAAAUACGAGCUUCGUACAGAGCUUAUGACUUUGCAGAUGAAGUGCACUCAGCAUUAUCUCUUGGUUUUUCAACUGAUGGAGUUCUUAUUUAUUGUGGCUUUCGUGAUGCUGUAAAAGUGUUUGAUAUAUCAAAGCCUGGGAGAGAUUGUAGUACCAUAAAUUUAAAAGUUGUCAGUGGACAGAAAGGUCUCGUUUCUUGUAUAACAGUGAACCCAUUGAUGCCAGAAUUAUUUGCUGUUGGAACAUAUUCUAGAAGCAUUGGAUUGUAUUCCAAUUCUGAUGAAUUUAUAUGUAUGUUAACUGGACAACAUGGUGGAGUUACUCAAUUGAAGUUCUCAAAUGAUGGUCUGAGAUUGUAUAGUGGUGGAAGAAUGGACAAAGAAAUAAUUUGUUGGGAUAUUCGUAACCCUGGUUCAGUCCUUUCUACUUAUGAAAGAGUUGUUACAACCAAUCAAAGGAUUUAUUUUGAUAUGAGCCCGGAUGAUAAAUAUCUAAUCUCUGGAGGAACUGAUGGAAUCUGUAGAGUUUGGAAUUUACACGAAGGAACAAAUUUCAAUUCAGAAGGAAGAUUGGAAGAAUGCUUUAAAUUCAAGACAAACAACGACUGUGUCAAUGGUGUUAGUUUGCAUAGAAGUUAUCCUGUUUUAGCAACUUCCUCUGGACAGUAUCAUUACCCUCAUCUGAUAGAAGAUGAUGAUGAUGAAAAAAUAUUCAAGCCUAAACAAAAAUAUGAAUUCGAGAAUAACGUGAAACUGUGGUGGAUUGGCCCAUUUACUAGUGAUAAUGAAAAUAUGUCUCUAGAUGCGUAA